Messenger RNA from Carassius auratus (goldfish), 1048 nucleotides. RefSeq names its product MARVEL domain-containing protein 3-like. Gene Ontology annotation, biological process: myelination. The coding region runs from base 110 to 1003 and encodes 297 amino acids. The record is from RefSeq and is a predicted model, not a curated record. Gene Ontology annotation, molecular function: structural constituent of myelin sheath. Gene Ontology annotation, cellular component: membrane. NCBI's taxonomy places the organism in Eukaryota, Metazoa, Chordata, Actinopteri, Cypriniformes, Cyprinidae. The transcript has 4 exons.
UGCAGGUAAUCAUCGCGUGACUUCACUGACAAGGUUCGGUCAAAAUCUCAUGUCUGCAGUUUUGAUUAGGAAAAACUAAACAAAUGUGAUCGACGUCUAUUAAGCAGCAAUGAGCCAGUCGACAAGAAACCAUCGUCCACAGAGAGAGAGAAAUGGGGGACACUAUAGUGAGAGGCGAGACCGAGAGCCCCGCAGCCAACGAGACAAUCCUAGAGAGCGAUCAGGCAGUGAGAGGUCAUCUGGCCAGCCGCCGUACUACCCCAGGGGUUCUUCUCAGAGACAUGUGAGGAGCGCUCCUCGAGAGGAGCACAGGCAGUCAAAGUGCUCUUACAUCUGUUCCAGGAGAGGUAUUGUGUUAAUAUGCGCCGUGCUAACCAAUGCGUUGGUGCUCAUCUGCGUGGUGGCUGCUCACAUGUCACAGCUGGGUAUGUCUGCGAUGGGUAUGGGUGGAACGAGCUUUGUUGAUGCCAUCAUUCCUUUUGAGGGGGUGGAGCUACAGCAGGUGCGUGAGCUUGACAUGCAGUACGGACAGCUGAGAGCACCGGGAGUCUAUGGCGGUGUGGCCUUCAGCCUUACCUUUGGUGCACUUUCACUCCUAUUCAUAGUGUCCAGCAGCAAACCCCCCCACAGGCUUCCACGGAAGCUCCUGAUUGGACAGUUUGCAUUCCAGAUCAUUGGUGCAGUUGCUUACGUGGUUGCGGUAGGUUUGUAUCUGCACUUCGUGAUCUCGGUGAACUCAACUGAUGUGUGCACUCGGCGUGAACGACUGUAUGCUCGUAAUGGAUAUACCUGGAUGAACUGCAGUGUGAAUGGGGGAGAUGCAUCUGUUGCACUGUUUGGAAUUAUAACCGCAAUGCUGUAUGCUGUUGGGACCUUUUUUACGGGAAAAACAAUCCAGGAUGUCAAUCGUUACUUUAAGGAGCGUGAGCGCUUUGAAGCCGAACUCCGAGAACAACCCAGAGGUCCUUUGAAAACACUUCUUGAUCCUGACGAUUAUGUCUGAUUUGUGCAGGAAAUAUAUGGACUCUGGAAUGGAUGUACAUAAAAA